AUGGAAGAGCAACUAUGUUUCACAACGCAGUCGACUUGUACCGUCUCCUUUUUGAACGGAGCGAAACAGACAGAUUUGAAGCAGUGUGGCACAGAAUUUAGAAAUGGAACAGUACGAGUAGGUUCAUCGCAUUUAUUCGUCGCGCAACGUCGAAAGGCCCUCAUAAAUGUGUACAAGAUCAAUGGUAACGGAUCCAGAGAGUCAGUGGAGCAGAGACUGGCACUGCCUGAGCCGGCAAGCUGUCUGGAAGUGGUUCAAGACGUGCGGAAUCCGGACGCACCAUAUCUGCUUCUAGCGUCAACUGCAACGGGAAAACUAUUGAUUUGGGAAGUUUUGUCGGGCCAGCUUUUAACGGUUAAGCCAAUGGCGCACUAUCAGCCGAUUACUAAGAUUAAAUCGGUCUUCAACGGGAAAUACGUGAUCACGGCCGGUGGAGACGCAAGACUGAUGAUUUGGCAAACUGUUGACCUGGUCACACAGCAGGACCCAAAGCCCAUUUUCACGUUGCACGAUCAUACACUUGGAAUCACGGAUUUCUGCGUAUCCAAUGCUUUUUCCAAAACGCAUCUGUCGGGCAAGCUGUUCACGGUAUCCCACGACAUGACCGUGAGAUGCUACGAUCUGAAUCUAGACGUUUGGCCACAACCGCAGCUCUUAGCAACUUUCACGUUCCCGGGGCCCUUGGAAUGCAUUGCUUUAGAUCCAGCAGACAGAGCAUGCUACGUCGGAGGACCACUUGGUGUCUACCAAAUAAACUUUUACUACUCCAUAAGCUCGAAUCAGAUUCUCAAUCUUUUGAGUGGAGGAGAAAAUGCGAUUAUAUCUUGUGUGGAUUGCCAACCUGGAAGAAACUUACGUGAACUAUAUUCAAUGGGCCAGAUCGAGUGUCCUAAAAUCUCAGACGCCAGCGGAACGCAAUUGGCAAUCUCUAUGGAUGGAAGCUCUUUGGUCGUCGGCGACACUUUGGGCAAAUGCAGCGUUAUUGACGUGUAUUCCAAACAAACCAUGAAGGAGAUUCAAUCAAUUGUUGUUAACGAUACUUGCGGUGAGGUUACCAGUUUGGAUUUGAGCGUCAUCGCUCAAGAUACGUCUGAUAGUCUUGUCAGCACAGGCAAGUCGCAUGCGGAGUUCAAGUUUCCAAACCUCCAGAAAAGUGUUUCGACUCGUGACGGGGCACAAGACGUUUACUUUCAAGUCCCCGCUGAAAGACAACCUGCUGUUGCUCCAAUAGAUGACUUCGAGGCGUACCUCGACCAAGUUGCUUCAGAGGAGAGUGCCUUUGUGCAGCUGGGAAGCGUUAUUUCCACUGUGAAAAUCGUCGACCAAGUUAACUCGGAACCAAAGCCAGCAGCUGACGGCGUAGAUGCCGGGGAAAACGUAGCAAGCUCUAACAACAACCAAGAAAUUCAGGAGCUGCGAGCUAAUGUGGCGGAGAUCACCGAUGCGUACAGGGAUCUGCGAGAAAUGUAUGACAAACUGUUACGCGAGCAUCAAACGCUGUCAUCGACCUCAAGAUCUUGA
Molecule: messenger RNA, 1521 nt
Organism: Lachancea lanzarotensis
Lineage: Eukaryota; Fungi; Ascomycota; Saccharomycetes; Saccharomycetales; Saccharomycetaceae
Gene: IPI3
Product: LALA0S12e03686g1_1
Exons: 1
Coding region: 1-1521 (506 amino acids)
Biological process (GO): rRNA processing; DNA-templated DNA replication
Cellular component (GO): nuclear pre-replicative complex
Molecular function (GO): protein binding
Source: RefSeq, a predicted model, not a curated record